Molecule: messenger RNA, 1611 nt
Organism: Capsicum annuum
Lineage: Eukaryota; Viridiplantae; Streptophyta; Magnoliopsida; Solanales; Solanaceae
Product: glutaredoxin domain-containing cysteine-rich protein 1
Exons: 1
Coding region: 238-1494 (418 amino acids)
Source: RefSeq, a predicted model, not a curated record
AAUAUAAUGUUUGAGAUAUGAAAGAGACAUUAAGCCAAAAAUGAGGGACUUAAAAAAAAAACUUACCCCAACAUUUUUCAUUCGAAAUUUUCGACCGUUGGGGCCCGUUGUAAGGACAGUGAUAACCGUUGAUGUUCCAAAAACUGAAAAUUUUCUUACAAAAACCUCAGACAAAUCCUUGUCUGAAAACAAUCAACCCCCCCCCCCCCCCCCCCCCCCACCAAAAAAAAAUAAAUCAUGGGUUGUGUAUCAUCGAAGCUGUAUCGAAACGAAUUCAAGAAAGUUGAUGACAUUGAUCAUGUUGUGUGUUUAACUUCAAGCACAUAUGGUGUAUUGAAUCUUGAAAAAGAUUCGAGUUUUACGCGAAACCCACUUCCCUCUAUCAAGAAAGUUGUUAAAGAAAUCAAGAAAUCACCACCCCAUGAUGAAUCAUGUGAAGUUAUCAAUGCCUGGGAACUCAUGGAAGGUCUUGAUGAAGAAGUUGUUGUUUCAAAUUCCAAGAUUAGCCCAAAAUCUCGAGGUUUUCUUCGUGGAUUUGGCGAUGUUGAUGCUCGUAGCCCGUUGAAAUUCUUGAAUCAGAUGAGCUCACCGCGAAAAUUCAAGAAGUUUGGAGGUAAAGAGAAUAAAGGGGGUAGAGGUAAUGGAGUUAAUGUAGCUAAUGUGGUUGAUUUUAGCCCCAAAAAUGCAUCGAAAAUGUCUAAUGUGGUUGAUUUUAGUCCCAAAAAUGUAUCGAAAAGGUCUAAUGUGGUUGAUUUUACCUCCAAAAAUGUAUUGAAAAUGUCACCAAGAUUGAAUUUUUCGAAGAAGGGAAGUCCGAAUGAGGUGAAAUGUGAUAGUUUGAAGGUUGAUUCUGUUGUGGUAUCGACGAGGAGGAGGAGUUUAAGUCCAUUAUUCGAUCCACAGCUCGUGGAAGUAUUCGAGAAAGAGCUAUCUGAAGAAGAAGAACAGAUCAAGAAAAUGGUGCCAGCUACGCCAAUUUCGCGAAAAGCUAGGAGUUCACAGGAGGCAGAGACGAUGCUUGAGUUAUUCGAGAAGAAAUGCCCACCGGGCGGUGAGAAUGCUGUUGUAAUCUAUACAACUACAUUGAGGGGUAUUAGGAAGACAUUUGAGGAUUGCAACACUGCUAGAGCUAUACUCGAAUCGAAUGAUACACGUGUAGUUGAGCGUGAUAUAUCGAUGCAUUCGGGGUAUAAGGAGGAACUAAGAGGACUAAUGGGGAAAAAAGAGGUGAAAGUUCCUGUGGUGUUUGUUAAAGGGAGGUUGAUUGGUGGAGCUGAUGAAAUGUUGAAGUUAGAAGAGGAGGGUAAAUUGGGAAUUUUACUCGAUGGGAUCCCGAGGGCAGUUGCCGCGUGCAAUGGCUGCGCGGGGAUCCGGUUCGUCAUGUGUAUGGACUGCAAUGGGAGUAGAAAAAUGUUGGCUAAGGAUGGAAAGUGUACUGUCAAAUGUGGAAAGUGCAAUGAAAAUGGUUUGAUCCAAUGUCCAAUUUGUUGUUAAUUUGCUCAUUGUUUGUGUGUUUAGUACUAACUACAAUUCUUUCAUGAUUUGUAGUAGUAUAUUAGUGUUUGCAAGUUUGUAAUUUGAAAUGGCUAUGAUUCAUUGUUUGAUCAUUUA